GCAUCGCAUCGGGGGUGCUUCUGUCAGUGCAAAAUCACCCCCGGAGCUGGCGUUAUCGGUUAGCGCGCGACGAUAUCAUUCACAACUCGCGACAAACUUUGCCGAACGAACUUGGCACGGAAAUGCAACUUCUGGCGAAGUUAAAUCUUCGAGGUUCAUUCAUCGAAGCGAUACUAAAGUUUUGCAUUAGCGCAUCAAGAAGGAAGGAGAAGUGAGCCUUCGAUUUUGAUUCAUCGCAACGAAGUACAUACGUAGACAUCGUCUACUGGAAAAUCGUCCGUAGAAAGAAAAAAAAAAGAAAAAAUAAAAAGACUGACUCGGUGUAGAGGACGAGCGAGAUAUCGCUCGAAAACGUCAAACUUUAGUUGGCCAAGUUGAAGUACUCGGUGGCGAACGUAUGGAAUUCGAUGCUCACGCGUUAUUUCAAUAAUCGGUCUAGCGGUGAUCAGUGCAGUGUUUUUCGACUUAAAUCCAUGAGAUUCCUUGGAAUUCAAUAGAAUAUCGUGAAACUUUUAAUUUACGCCACAGCUUUUAAAUUACGCCACAGCUUUUAAAUUACGCCAUAUCGAACUGAGAAAAUAGAACAAAGACAAAAACGAUUUAUAAUAAUGCAAUAAAUAACUGAUGAGAUUACAACGAUGUAAUGAAAUAAUGUUUUAUUGGAACACGAAGUAUAAUUCAGAAAACGUGUCGUUCGACAUAGUUGACAACUACAUUGACAAACGAAUGGUAUACAUGAUUAGAGCAAAUUCCAGUCCCUCAAAUUUAACGAUAAACAAGCAUAUGAAGCAAAUUAUAUAUAUUUAGAUAAUUGAUUAUUGUGUGCAUCUCGCUCGAUCGAAAAGUUCUUAUUAUCAGUCCGAUAUUUUAUUCGGCAUUCCAUGAAAGAUUGGCACGUGCCAAAUUUUAUACAACUAACACGUGGUAAAUCAGAUCAUAUAUUAAGUGAAUAAAUAAAAUCGUUAUCAAAAUCAUUGUGUGACUAAUGUUUAUUGACAUUUUUAAUAAUUUGAAGAAAGAGAUAGAACUCGCACGUAAGAAGUAAAGCAUCAUGUCAAUAUCCUUAUAUGCGGCUGAUUUUUCAUCUCUUCGGCAUCUUAUCGAUCUUUGAGAUUUUUCAGAAUUCAAAUGAAAAUUCGAAAGAUGACACUGUGAAAGAGCGAUUAACGAUGUUGAAUUGCGAAUCGUUAAUCGUGAAAACUCGAUGCCGUUUGAUAAGAAGAAUCAACUUAACGAGAGGGAAAGGCAUCCUCGAUGUCAGAGAGUCUCCGCAAGAUCCUCCCCUCGAGAUCGGGAUCCCGUUGUUGAGGAAGAAUUGAUUAACGUCGCUGUAAUGUAUGCACAGUUCCUAUUGUUAUUAUCUCGGCCGGGCCGGCCUAACGAGCUCAUUACAACGUAAUCGAAGAGAGAUUUGCGUCGAUUUGCGAAUCUCUGAAAACGAUAAUGGAGCCGACGAUCAUGAAUCUCGCGAAUGCCAGCAACGCUCUCGUCAAUUGCAGCUUCGCGAACGAAGUUGCGUGCGAGGUAUACGAAUUCGAUUAUAAUCGCGAACUAGUUGAGAGCAUUGUGGUGGUAGUGGUGCCAUUGUUCUUCGGUAUAAUCGGCAUCCUCGGUCUCGUCGGGAAUUCGCUGGUGGUCGUGGUGGUGGCGGCGAAUCCUGGAAUGAGGUCGACCACGAACAUCCUCAUCAUCAACCUCGCCGUGGCGGAUCUCCUAUUCGUCAUAUUUUGUAUACCGUUCACGGCUACCGAUUUCGUGCUGCCGUAUUGGCCGUUCGGCAACAUCUGGUGCAAGAUCGUUCAAUAUCUGAUCAUUGUCACUGCUUACGCGAGCGUUUACACCCUGGUCCUCAUGAGCCUCGACAGAUAUCUGGCGGUGGUACAUCCGAUCGCCUCGAUGUCCUGGAGGACCGAGAAUCAUGCCAUAUUGGCGAUCGGCAUCGCGUGGGUGGUGAUCUUGGCGCUAUCCGCUCCCGCUUUUGUGAUCCACGGUGAGAUUCACUACAUGUUCCAGGAGGGAGAGGGGCUAUCGGAGAACCUGACGGCCUGCAGGAUCCUGUCGCAGUACGACUGGACAUCCUACCAAGUAUCCUUCUUCCUCAUGAGCUACGUGCUGCCCCUGGUGCUGAUAUGCAUCUUUUAUAUGUCCGUGCUGAUCAAGCUGUGGCGCAGCGCCCGCGUCAGCGCCGAGAGUCGACGCGGCAGAAGACGCGUCACCAGACUCGUCUUCGUCGUCGUCGGGGUCUUCGCCGCCUGUUGGUGUCCCAUACAGGUGAUACUGGUGAGCAAGUCCCUGGACGUGUUCCCGCUCACCACGACAACGAUAAUGGUGCAGAUAGUCAGUCAUAUCCUUGCCUAUACCAACAGCUGCGUCAACCCGUUUCUAUACGCCUUCCUGAGCGAUAACUUUCGCAAAGCCUUUCGGAAGAUCAUCUACUGCAGGCCGCGCGCGGAGCUGAAUAAUCAAUUGACACCAGCGACGAAGACAACGAGAGCUGGCAGUAGCGGCGAUAUUCUUUAGAGACACAAAUUAUCAUCGACGACGGCGCGGAUCGACGAAUGUCUACGACUAUCUAUAGGAUAUUCGGUGUUCGAUGUCAUCUGGCGAUUAGCGAAAAGACGUGGUUUUCAAUUCUUUAAAUCUCCGCCAAAAUAUAUACACACUUUAUAUUUCUUUAUCGAUAAAGAAAUUAUACUUAAAUAUCUUCUUCAAAACGGGCAAUUAAGUAUAAUCGUUGCAAAAGUACGAUUUGAGCAUAGCUUAGCAGUUUGCAAAAAAAAAAAGGCCUAUUAUACCGAUCGUCAUCAUCGACAUCUUUUUUUGAGUGGAUCUCAUAAACUCGAUUAGCGAAUUAUGAAUACCCGGACGAUAUUUCGCGAGUGCGAUAUUACGAAAUAUUAAUAAAUGUAAAAAGACGCGGACUUGUUUCCCGACGCUCACCCUUAUCCAGGGCAGCUAAUUCGAAGGAUUAUCAGGGUCAUCGUCAGGAAAUUAUACACGUCCGAGCAUUGUAAAGUGUAUCAAUAAAGGCAUUGAGAUAAAAUCUAUAUCUCGCAUUAUUGGAGUAAAAGCAGAGGAAUGACAUUUGAUUGACAUUUCUUCUUGUAUUGAGAGCUGUAUGUCAGAAUGUAAUAAAGAACUAUUUUCGAUGUAAUUUAAAAUUUUUUA
Cataglyphis hispanica is the source of this 3168-nucleotide messenger RNA. RefSeq names its product allatostatin-A receptor-like (gene AstA-R1). Bases 1444 to 2520 code for a protein of 358 amino acids. NCBI's taxonomy places the organism in Eukaryota, Metazoa, Arthropoda, Insecta, Hymenoptera, Formicidae. The transcript has 5 exons. Gene Ontology annotation, biological process: G protein-coupled receptor signaling pathway. Gene Ontology annotation, molecular function: G protein-coupled receptor activity. The record is from RefSeq and is a predicted model, not a curated record. Gene Ontology annotation, cellular component: membrane.